GAACAGCGCGACUUGCAGUUUAGCACACUGGUGGAAUUAACAGAGAAUAUUCGGCGUUUUAUUGAAAGUUAUGGAGGAAGUAAUUAUCCCGAAUGUAGAGAAGAUUGCACGAAUCACAACGAAAACCAUUGACAGAUUUACAAAUCUCGCGGAGGCGAUAUCUGUGACAGAGGAGGGGAGGAGUUGUACUCAGAAUGUCUCCAAAUUAUCGGUUUGUCGGACGAUUAUGAUGGAGCUGAAUUCCACAAAAACUGAUUAUGACGGCUUGUUUGACGUCCUAGAGAACGUCAUCCUUACACUGGUAGCAGACGGAUUUUCAGGAUGUUGUCAAACGAAACAAACAAAAUUACCGAAUUUAACGGCGAUGCAGAAACAGGCUCUUCGCAAAACUGUGACAUUUGACGAAUUAUUGAUCAAAGAGCUGAUCAGUCAGGAAAACAAUCUCCGGAAGUUGGUCAAGAAACACAAGAAAAUCAUGGCUGAUACCGAAAUGUACAAACGGGCGAGCGCCAAGCACCAAAACAAAUUGGCGGCCAUUUUAUAUCGACUACACGAAUCCGGUCCGAUGAAGAAGAGGCUGUUAUUCUUCCUACAGAUGAAGAGAAACCGGAUCCAGAAGGAGCUGGUCAGGACCAAGUCGGCUUGUCGUACUAUCGCCGAUCUGGAGCGGGACACAAGGUCUCAAAUUCAGAAAGUCAGUAGAAGUAUCAUACGUGUGGUAUCAGACAAGAUUUGUGGUCGUCUUCAGUACGGCAUAGAAAGCUACCUUUAUGAGGUCAUCAGCAAGAUGCACGAACAUGAAAAGUAAGUAUAAUCAAAGUACUGGAUACUACAG
Molecule: messenger RNA, 835 nt
Organism: Pecten maximus
Lineage: Eukaryota; Metazoa; Mollusca; Bivalvia; Pectinida; Pectinidae
Exons: 6
Coding region: 71-808 (245 amino acids)
Source: RefSeq, a predicted model, not a curated record